GUUAUUUUGUUUGUUUGGCAUCGAAGGCAUUCUAAAAGAGGAUUUAAUCUCGUCCGACGUGGCUCUUAGUCUUCUCAGCUCUCACCUUACAUCAAUGCAGGGUAGUCAAGAUAAAGCUAUCAGGACAAAGUCUCUCAAGAUUUUACGUCAGUUGGAGAGGCUUGAAGCUGACACCAGUCUAGAUCAGCCACUGAUGCCAGAGAGCCAGCUCAUGUCCCAGUCAGUAUUAGAGGCUGCUGAGGCUGAAAUACCAGCAUCCUUGGCUAACACAACUCCACUGAAAACUGUUCUGCCAAGAGAUGCCUUUUCUUCCUCAGACGGAGCACCAAAAUCAUCUGGAGGAUCUUUGUUCAGUGGUAUGACCGUAGCGACCAGAUCGCCAGUAGCUCCUGGAGGGAAGACCUCAACAGGGAUGUCUUCGAGUUCUGCCAGUAGGCACAAGGAAGCUAAAGAAGGACAUUCAGUAGCUGAUCUGCUAAUAGACACCCAGUUCAUGUCAAAGUCAGACUCGUCAGAAACAAACUUACUCCUUUCUGACACUAAGCCAAGUUCAGUAACAAAUAAUCGGACACAAGGAGAGUUCACACAGGUAAUGAGUGCACCUGCUGCUUAUAGCUUAAGCAAUGUAAACCCUGCAGCAACACCAGUACACCAGAAAUCUGUUGAUCCAGAGGCAUCUCAGCACAGUAGGAUGGAUCCUAUAAUGUCCAGAGAGGCAGGGUUCGCUGACCUGUGGAACACUGUGUCCCCCAAGGAAGCAUCUUCUGACCCAAAGGCUUCAUCAAACCAAGUUCUCUCACAGCUCGGUACAGCAACGCCACAGGUUGAUAUGCCUUCACAACAUCCCCAUCCUAGCAUGACCUUACAGCAGCCAGUCAUGUCAGCACAGCAUAUUUCCCAGAUGUACCCUCAGCUAUCGUCGAUCACCCUGAGUGGGAUGACCUCGACACCGAUCAAUCUUGCCAAAAAACCAACCACGGGGUUUGGAUUUGUUGUGGACAAUGAUGAUAAGAAGCAGAAAGCAGGAGCAAGUAGAGAUGCCUUUAGUUUCAUCCAAGAUGCAAUGAAAAAUAGCAAAUCCUGAUGACUAAUUAAAGAGGAAAUUAACCUCGCAUGG
Molecule: messenger RNA, 1117 nt
Organism: Strongylocentrotus purpuratus (purple sea urchin)
Lineage: Eukaryota; Metazoa; Echinodermata; Echinoidea; Camarodonta; Strongylocentrotidae
Exons: 3
Coding region: 95-1084 (329 amino acids)
Source: RefSeq, a predicted model, not a curated record